UGCGACAUGGUGGAAGGAGUCUCAUAAGACAUGGCCGGUCCAGGGUUCAUUUCACGCGGAUGCAUGGCCGAGUCCGGGAUCUGGUCGCCCAGAUUGAAGCCGAAAGGAGUAGUGAGUUAGAAAGUAUUGACAAAUCUGGCGAAGAUCCCGUGAUAGCAGCACUAAGGCCAUACGGAGCACCAGACGACGAUGAUGGCCCACGAGACCCUUACAACUUCCAAAAACUAUUUGGUAACACAUCGGUGACGAGUAAACACGAAGUUACCACCGACGACGUAUCGUUAGUCGAGCAUUUCAUUAACGUAGAACAUAGUUACGAUAAUAACGAUACUAAAAGUAAUUUAGAUGACAAUUCAGAUUUAAGAGAUUACAAUGGCACAGCAGAGAAUGUGACUAUAACAAGACCGGUGCAUGAAGAUGUAGUGACAAAGUUCCUAAGAUUGAUAGAGACGCAACAUUUACUUGGUGAGAAUUGUACAGCUGGGACUCAUUUGAAUUUAGGAGAAGGUGUGGUAGACAGAUACGCACAAGAAAGAUUUAGAAUAGAAGCUGAUGUGGCAGUGAAUAGAGCUAAUAUGCUAACAAGAUUAUGGAAGUACGCUGGUCCAUCAGUCAUGCACAAUGAGUAUUUACUCCACGCGAGUGUGUUCUCCAUGGUAGAAUUUGAUGAUGAUAUCUUCGCGGCUGGAAAUUGUUAUGAUCAGUUGCAAUACAAAGAUUAUCAGUUGUUCUGUCCAUUCGCGUACCGCUUGCCCGAAGGCCCGAUCCUGGCGAAGGAUUUAGCUGUAGAAUACAAAUAUUUGAGCAACACAUCGGAGUGGUUCUACAUCGCACGGAAGAACGCUGAGCGCGUGAUCAGGAACCACAAUCAGUUUAGAAGAGGGUAUAACACCUACACAUACAACGACACAGCGCACACUGAGAGAGAACCAGACGAGAUCCUAUCAGUGACGUAUGAAGAUGGAAAGUGGUCGAAACCGUACUACGACUGUGGAGGCGGCAACAUUUGGAUGCUGACAUACACCGUGCCCUUCUUCGGGUACAAUAAUGGGACUUAUUUCUUCAAGGGGACCAGUGGUAUCGACAUCGACCUUCGAAGAGUGGACAUCGAUCAAUGUCCGAUAAAACCUGGCUCAACACAGCUCAACAUUUUUGCUGGAACUGAUAAAUGCAAGAAGAAAACUACUGAGUGUGUCCCAGUGCCCGGUUUGGGGUUUCGUCGUGGUUCCUAUCGAUGUACGUGCCGCCGAGGCUUCUACUUCCCCAACACUACAGCUGACAGUCGAUUCUACAACGGCAGUGACAUUGAAGAAGAGUAUGAGAAACAUUUGCUACUCCAACCCAGUCUGUACUCUCUGCCGGACGCCUACGAGUGCCUGCCCUGUGCUGAGGGUUGUGAAGCCUGCAAUGACGGUUCUCCUUGCGUGGCUGCUCUGAACUGGGUCGUCCGAACCACCAUCUUCGCUCUGGCUUGCCUGGUCAUCUCUUGUCUACCAUUCAUCGUCUACUUCACUAUCAAGUAUGGGCAUGUCAGGGUCGUAAGGGCAGCAAGUCCAGCACUCCUCAGGGUGAUUGUCCUGGGAGCUCUGCUCAUCUACUGCACCACCCUCGUCAUGUAUGGGAGACCUACAGUCUUUACCUGUACUGCAAGGGUUUGGCUACGGGAGGUCGGGUUCUGCCUCACUUAUGGAGCUCUCAUGUUGAAGACUUGGAGGAUAUCAGUGAUAUUCCAAGUACGGUCAGCAAAGGCAGUGAAGAUAUCGGACAUGUACCUUCUUCGUCGGAUCGGAGUGAUUGUAGGCGUGGCGUGUGUGUUGCUGGCCAUACGCACGCUGGUGGCGCCACCUGCUGUCAUAGUUGGAAGAACUAAAGAUGAUCUGAAGGCGUAUUUGUGUAACACUGACUGGUGGGACCAUUCUUUUACUACGUUGGAAGUAAUAUUCCUGGUGUGGGGCAUUAGACUCUGCAUCAUGGUGCGGAAAGCGCCCUCCGAGUUCAACGAGAGCCGCUUCAUCUCCAUGGCGAUAUACAACGAAUUCCUUCUCUCUGUCUUCCUUAAUAUAUCCAUGUUAUUCCUCCAGUCCCCUGCAAACCCGGACCUCCUGUAUAUAAUAUUCUUCUGCCACACGCAGCUGACUGUGACUCUUCUGUUGUGCUUCAUCUUUGGGAGCAAGGCCUACAUGGUCUAUAAAGGUCAUGGGAAGGACGAGCGAGAGAAGACUGGCAAGUUUAGGUCGAGGCCUGCAGAGUCUACAUACACCAUGACCACCAACCGGAGUGCCAGAUUCUGUGAUAAUAUGACUGAGAGGGAACUCGAGGAGGAGUUCAGAAAAAUCUGUAACCAGUUAGAGAAACUUCGUGAGCGAUGUGGUGCUGGAGCAGCGAUCUCACGGAGGAUAGGUGCCAUGCAGGAUGCUGCAGCAGUUUAUGAUAGAAAGCCUCCCACGUCCGACCACUCAGCGCCUUUGAAACUGAACACAGUCUUCAGUGCUGUAGCGGAUAGGUUAAUGUGUACUGUUACCCCAGCAGAAGAAUCCUCAAGUAGUGGUAGGGACUUACCCUUCGAGGCACCACCAGCCUACAAGCACAAGACGUUCAGUCCAACUAAAAGCGCAGAGAACAGCAACGCAGAACAAAGCCAGACAGACGUCACGACUGAUUCUCCUAAUAAAAAACGCACAGAACUCAACGAAGAACCAAAAGAAGAUAAACAGAAUGGAGUGUUCAAAAUAUCCGGUGAAGCUAAUUGUAGUGAUAUCCGACCGCCAGAAGUAAGUCGUAAUGGUUAUAAUAAUAAGAGUGAGAAAUCAAGUGAACUAAAAUCAAGUCCAAGUAGUACUGACACCGUGAAAGGUGUUAGAUCAGGACACGCAAGGACUCACGCUAUAGUUAUUAACUUAGAUGAUAAGAGUCGCUUUACUGAAGAGGUCACUGUCUAAAUAAAGACUGUACUUAUAAUUUCGUUAGGGUAGGUAAGGAUGUACCAAAGAUUGACAACAGUUUAAAAGUAUCUUUAUUACGUACGCACUACAAAUUAAUUCCGCUAUAUUCUCAUGUUGCUGUAACCCUUUGUAAUAAGCUCUUAAAUAAACAAGCGCGUUCACCUGAAAAUGCUUUUGCGUAGAAUGUUCUCGUAGAUUUACCGCAACGUUUCAAUGGGAUUAUGCUAGAAACUAACCCACUCUAUACACUGUAGGUACCUUGUGAGUUAACAAUAUUGGAUUUCAACACUGUUAUAAUACCCGAAGUGAAGGGAAAUUACAAUCGUGUUACACAGUGUAAUCGAUAGCAGCUUUGUUCAAAAUAUUACAGACAUUAGUUUAUUCAAUUCAAUUAUUUUAACAGUGCAAUUUCUGCAUUGGACUACGAUUAGGUUAACCGUUCAAUUUCAAUUUCAUUGAUAUCUCACAAUUGGAACUGAAACCGAAUUGUCAUCAUUGUUGAUACAAAUCGCAAUGAAAAUAAAGAUUUCCCUUCUGCCUGCAAUCUUGAACUGCAGUGAUUCCGGUGUUUCGUGACUCGGGACUGUAAAUAAAAGUCUUGAAGCGUUCGCGAUAAAAGAACAACAAUUUAUGUGAUUGGCAUUGAGAUACUACAUAGAUAGAAACUUUCGUUCAAAUCUUCAUUGUUUUGACUGUUCAU
Spodoptera litura is the source of this 3642-nucleotide messenger RNA. RefSeq names its product metabotropic glycine receptor. NCBI's taxonomy places the organism in Eukaryota, Metazoa, Arthropoda, Insecta, Lepidoptera, Noctuidae. Gene Ontology annotation, cellular component: membrane. The record is from RefSeq and is a predicted model, not a curated record. Gene Ontology annotation, molecular function: G protein-coupled receptor activity. Gene Ontology annotation, biological process: G protein-coupled receptor signaling pathway.